Manduca sexta (tobacco hornworm) is the source of this 3147-nucleotide messenger RNA. Its product is annotated as proteoglycan 4-like. Gene Ontology annotation, molecular function: tRNA binding; S-adenosylmethionine-dependent methyltransferase activity. Gene Ontology annotation, cellular component: nucleus; cytoplasm. Gene Ontology annotation, biological process: tRNA wobble uridine modification. The record is from RefSeq and is a predicted model, not a curated record. NCBI's taxonomy places the organism in Eukaryota, Metazoa, Arthropoda, Insecta, Lepidoptera, Sphingidae.
GGCAAAUACCUGAACGUGAAUCCGUCCGUGUUCUGCGUGGGCGGAGACAGAUGCACUAGGCUUGCCUCGCACGCCAGGCAACACAGCAAUGAGGUGGUAGUAUGCGAUAACCUGUGCCUACCCUUCCGCGACGAGUCAUUCGACGCUGUGCUAUCCAUCGCGGUGGUACAUCACUUCGCGACGGUGGAGCGGCGUGCGAUGGCCCUGCGGGAGCUCGCCAGGGUCACCAGGAUCGGCGGGAGGCUGUUGCUCACCGUGUGGGCCAUGGAGCACGAGGGACGAAACUUUCACUCACAAGACGUACUGAUACCCUGGCAUCGACCAGCGACAUUAUGUCCACCAACGCCAGCUCCCAGAUUUCUUUCAGUCGACAACGAUCACGCUGAGCCGUGGAAAAGCCGUGAAGGAUCACCAGGUUCGUCAUCACUCUCGUCUCCCAACGAAACCUGUUAUUCAUUUGUAAGACGAGCACUUCAACGGUUGGCAGGUCGACGGUCCUUCCUACCCUCGUGGAGUUUAGGCCCCAGGGUACCAUCACGGUCCUGCUCACGGCCCGAACCAGCAGCAGCCGACCUCCCAAUCGAACUGCGACGGCUAGACGAGGCAGUUCCACCUCGGUUGGUCACCCAACCAUCUGAAUCAUCGACAAUGAAGUCACGAAGCUUAACUGACAUCGUAGACAUAGAGCGACAUGCUCUAGUCAGGUCCCGAUCAAGUCUACCAAGUCUCGGUGGAGAUGAAUCAUCACCACCACCUCAAGAACCAGCUGCACCUGAAAACACAGAACCGCGUAAAAAACCUCGACUUGUUAAACAGAAAAAGUCUAUAAACGAGGACGACGCUGAAGAAGAUCUCGAUAAACCAACAGAUAUGAAGAGUAUGGUUGAAGAGAUGCCUAACUUUAAAAUACACACUCACAGACUACAAUCAAAAAAGCCUGGCGUAUUUAAACAGACGUCGCUCAACGAAGAGCUGAUGUCUGUAGAAAGAUUAAGGGAAAAAGAGCGCUUAAGGAAAAACAUACAAAAACAAGCCUCACUUAACGAGGAAUACUUAUAUCGACGACAGGGCGCAUUAGAUUCCAUUCGCGACUCAAUAUUUUCCACUUCAGCCACCACCGCAAAGAAGUUCCAAUCCCUGAAAAACGGCCUCACUAGUAAGUUUAAAACGUCUACAACGAAUAUUGAUAAAGUUACUGUGUUCGUGAGAAUGCUUCAGGGUUGGAAGAAUCACGGGCCGGUUCCUGAAGUUCCCACGCCGAGCGAUACUCCUGUCACAAAUGAAAAACCGUAUCCUGAGAGGCGACAUUCAAAAGAAGAUGGAUCAGAUUCUUCGAAAGACAGCAGCCUUCAAAGCGAUACGAGUGUAGAUUCUGAAGACAGUUUCGCGUCUGUUAUUUAUGUGCCUAAAGCGGAUGGAUCGGGAGAUCCGUUGUCACCAACCCCACUUUCUCCAGGACCAACAUCACCUAGAUUAAAAGUUUCAUCAGUUCCAACUUCGCCAAGAAUGAAAAGUUCGCCGGGUCUACCAUCUCCGAGGAUAAAACAAGCAUUUCCAUUAAUCCGGCCUCCUGCAUCACCUAACGCAGUACCAACACCAGCUACUGUUAAUAAGAUACUUGUAGCUCAAUAUAGUUUGAAGAACUACUCUACUUCAAGCUCAGUUGUUGCUGCACCGCUGAAGCCACAAUCGAAAAGUCAACCAAAUUCUCCGCCAAAAUCGGAAUCAGAUGACAAAAUUCUUAAGCCUGAGCCACCGCCGAUAAUAAACACAAACAUGCCUGUUGAGGUAUUCGAAGAGGUUGAUCCAAUACCACCCAUCAAGGAAGAAGAAGAAACAUCCACAGAAGUGACUAAAGAACUGAUCGCCGAAAUCAAUAAAGACAUUGAGGAAAUACAUAAACUGACAGCUGAAACUAAUCAAUUAAAACCACGUGUGGUGUUGCAAGACGUCAAACCUUACCCGAAAAUAACAUUACAAACAGUGGCAGAAUUACCUGAAAUACCACAAUUUAAACCCAAAGAGCCGAAUAAGUCAGCUGCAACUGACGCCUUGGACUCUAGAGCUGCAGAACGAAAACGUAAAGAGAGGAUACGACAAAUAAAAGAAAUGUUAAACAGCGGCGGCAUACCGGCUAUAAACUUGAGUAGAAGGCAACCAUUCCCAAUAGUGCGCAGUACAAACAAAGCGGAACCGAUCGCUAAAAGUCGUCCAACAUUGAUGACUUUAGAGUUGUUCAACCCAGCCACCGAUGACAUGGACAGCGAUUCGAGCGGCGUAUCAUCGCCAGACUCCGUCGAUAGUGUCAUUAGUGUAGUACCUGAAGAAUUGCGGAAAACAGCCUUAGAAAAAGAUUUACCCAAUAAUUCAAGCACAGAAAACCCUAAAGAAGAGCCAUCCAACGAAAAGUCGCGUUCAACUUCUCCAGCUCCUCAAAGUUUAAUAGAAGCCGCUGCAGAAGUAGCAAACACUUUAGAAGAAGCAUGUGAAACCGUCAUACAAUCAAGUCCAAGAGCUAAAAGGAAACAACUUGAAAAAAUAGAAAGUUCUGAAGCUAUGGCCAUCAUACAAGGAACUUCUAGUAGUAGCAGUAGUAGCAAUUGGAGCCUCAACAAACUGUCACCUGGAGAUUUGAGGAUAUUAGAAGAUAGAUCUAGGUCACAAUCCCACACCAGUUCUAGUGGUAGCUCGUCAAGCCUAGAGCGCUUAUCUCCAGGUCGAAGGUCCAAAGACCGUUCACCAAAGCUGGGAAGUACUAGCAAUUCCACUUGGAGCCUGAAUAGGCUAUCUCCAAACCGGCCAGAAGGUCGCUCACUAGAUGAAAACUUGAGUAAAAGCCACAGAAGCCCUACCCGGUUACCUUACGACUCAAUUUCAAUAUCAAGCACUGAUUCCGAAAAAUCAAUUUCAAAGUCAGAAAGCUUCAAUAGGAUAAUUGCAAACGAACCGCUGGUGACAUGCAAGUCAGAUAUGCUAGCCAAAGAAGAAGAAUGGGUUCAGGAUCAAGACAAGAAUCAUCAGUUAACGGAGUUCGCUGAGAAACUCAGCGAAAACUGUUACAGGAAAUUGACCAGUAUUCUAAACGUAUUAAUGAAGAGGAUUUCGACCUGCCAAGCAGUAGCAGCAGUGAAAAGAGCAUUUCUCUAA